This is a messenger RNA of Pelodiscus sinensis (Chinese soft-shelled turtle), 1947 nucleotides long. NCBI's taxonomy places the organism in Eukaryota, Metazoa, Chordata, Testudines, Trionychidae. The record is from RefSeq and is a predicted model, not a curated record.
UGCCGGGCCAUCAGGAGUGCCGGAGCAUUGGAUACCGGACCAAUGGAGUUUUACUGUACUAUGUGUUAACUCGUCACAGCCACUCCCGCUCCCAUCGGAGGUCACCGUUCUCCUGUCACUCAGUCCGCCUUCUCAUCAUGAUGAGUCAAGGCCGCGAACACCAGCUCAUGUACCACCCCCUCCAAGAAGUCCGGAUCUGCAGCAAGACCAUUCGCACCCUGAGGAGGGACAGAUUUCGGAUGCAGAAACAGACAUGUCUGCGAAUGUGCGCUCUUCAUCUCGCCACCUGAUGACCUCAAGGAAUUCCAGGACCUUUUUAAGCAGGUGGCACAAGACCAGGAGGUUCAGCUGUCUGAACCACAGGUGAAGCAGCAUAAGCUACCAAAAAAUCUGCAUCCCCAGCAACGAUGCAAGAUCACACUCCCAAUCGAUGAGGCAAUUUUGGAUGUGGCGCUCAAGAUCUAGCAGACUCCCACAACGAUCCCGCCUACUAGCAAAAGAGCAGACGAGGUAUUUUGUCCCAUCUAAAGACAUGGAUUUUCUCUUCAAUCAUCCUCAGCCCAACUCCUUAAUAGUGGAUGCAGUCCACCAUAAGAACAAGGCCUCUCAGUUCAGAAUCUUGCUCCCAAAUAAGGACACAAAAAAGCUUGACUUGUUUGGACGCAAGAUUUAUUCACCAUCGACCCUAAUGCUCAGGAUCGCAAAUUACGCUGCCCUUCUCUCGAACCACAAUUUCGAUAAUUAUGCCAAAUUACCGGAGCUGAUGCAGCACCUUCCCGAGACUAAGAGACCACUGCUGAAGGCAAUUGUCCAAGAGGGAUAUUCUGCAUGUAGGACAUCGCUCCAAAUCGCCCUCGAUGUCACAGAUACGGCAAUUUGGGCCAUGGCAACGGGUAUCGCCACGCGCAGAGCCUCUUGGUUGAUGGCAGCAGGAGCACCUAAGGAGCUCCAAAACAAAGUUGAAGAUCUCCCAUUUGUUCGUAAGAAAUUGUUUGCUACUUCAACUGACAACGUCCUACAUUCCGAUAAGGACUCACGCACCACUCUGCGGACGCUGGGGAUGUAUUUACCCUCCUCCCCUUUAAGCGUAGGCGCUACUAUCCAUUCCAAAGGAGAUAUGACUAUCCAUUCCAGAAACGUCAGCAGCGUGCUCCUGACCAAUCUCGAUUCUGACAGCGUCCGCAGCGCAAGCGCCAGCAGUCCAAUCAUGCGCCAGCCCGGGCGAACGCCAAACAGCAAAUUUAACUCGUGUGUCGAGGACAAGAACACAUCUUCAGUGCUCACGGUAGAAGAACCCACCACCACCCUUCUCUUCCACCACCGCAUCAAGCCAUAUUAUCACCAGUGGCGCGACAUCACCUCGGACCACUGGGUCUUGGAAGUAAUAAAUUCAGGUCUCACGAUACCUUUCGUCUCCAUACCUCCCACUACUCCACCCACCCCGUCCCUCUUCAGAGACCCAUCACAUAAGACUCAGCUCCAGCAAGAGAUACUGGGGUGCACUUGAGGAACUGGAGGGAGCCAGACCAUGAAAGACAUCAAAAGACACAUGCGGUCCAACUGACUGCUGCUCAUGAAAACUCAGAUUUGCAGCACCGGAACGACCCAACACCAACAGUGGAGCACCCAUGGAGACACACUUCUCGAAGAACUGUCGUUACUGCACCAAGGUAACUUCCUCUUCGUAUGGCAUUUUUGUAGCCAGCAUUGCAAGGUAUUUACAUGACAGAUAUGCUAAACUUUCAUAUGUCCCCUUCGGCCCCCAUUCCAGAGAACAUGGUUCCAUGCUGAUGAUGCGCAUUAAAAAAUACAAAGUGUUAAUUAAAUUUGUGACUGUAUGCCUCCUGCUCUGUUUUACCUGUAUUCUGUCUCAAAGAAAACUUCAGCACUUUACCCCAGGUUUAAGAUUCAUAGACUUUAAGGUCAGAAGGGACCAUUAUGAUCAUC